AUGGCCACCGGCGGCGGCACCAGCGAGACCGCCGUCGGCGCCGGGGAGGAGAACGCGAUCCCCACCCGCAGGUUCUUCGUGGCGCUGCACGUGGGCGCCGGCUUCCACGCGCCGGCGAACGAGAAGGCGUACCGCAGGGCCAUGAAACGCGCCUGCCUCGCCGCUGCAGCCAUUCUUCGCGAGGGCAGUGGCACAAGCCUGGAUGCUGUUGCAGCUGCCAUUCAAGUUUUGGAGGAUGAUCCUGUCACAAAUGCUGGCCGGGGUUCAAAUUUGACUGAGAGUGGUCAUGUGGAAUGCGAUGCGAGCAUCAUGGAUGGAAGUUCUGGUUCUUUUGGAGCUGUUGGAGCUAUUCGAGAUGUAAAGAAUCCAAUCCAAGUCGCUUUGCACUUGGCAAAGGAACAAAUGGCAGGAUCGUCAUUGCUUGGUCUGAUACCCCCGAUGUUUCUGGUUGGUGAAGGAGCAUAUCAAUGGGCAAAAUCUAAAGGAAUGGACCUAGUUGAAUCUGCAUCGGGGGCUAAUAAUUGGUUGGUGACUGAGAAUGCAAGAGCGCAGUGGGUGAAAUACACAUCAUUGCUUGUUAAUACCAAGAAAUUAUUAGAGCAUAACACUGGUCCUGCUUCAGAACAUUCAGUACAGUUGGAAGCACCAGGAACUGAAUCUGAGAAUAUUUCUGAUGUAAAGAAGAUAUUGACAGAAUCAUUCAUGGAAGACAAUACAGAUUGCGUAAUGGAUACUGUUGGUGUUAUUUGUGUAGAUAGCUACGGAAAUGUAGCAUCAGGUGCAUCUAGUGGUGGUAUUGCCCUGAAGGUCACAAUCUGGUCCUGCUUCUGCAUGCACUAA
Miscanthus lutarioriparius is the source of this 840-nucleotide messenger RNA. The record is from the annotation of a GenBank genome assembly. Lineage: Eukaryota; Viridiplantae; Streptophyta; Magnoliopsida; Poales; Poaceae.